Messenger RNA from Pelecanus crispus (Dalmatian pelican), 219 nucleotides. Lineage: Eukaryota; Metazoa; Chordata; Aves; Pelecaniformes; Pelecanidae. The record is from RefSeq and is a predicted model, not a curated record.
AUACUGAGCAUCUCUAUACAGUAGUGUUUGAAGAGAUCUGCGGGCGUUUUGGAAAGACCUAUACCUGGGAUGUGAAAUCAUUGGUCAUGGGUAAAAAAGCUCUAGAAGGGGCACAGAUUAUUCGAGAUGUUCUAGAUCUUCCAAUAACCAAAGAAGAGUUAUUACGUGAAAGUAAAAUGAAGCAGGAGAAGAUAUUCCCUACUGCUGAACUGAUGCCAG